CAAAUCGCACUGAAAUUGAACGCUUUUGCUCAUGUUAUCGAUUCAAGACAAGCGAGCCUUCAAUGUGGGCUGUGAAUUCCAAGAUUAUAUUAAGAAUAUCAUAGAUAAAGAUGUUUUUAGAUUCAAGGGGACUGAGGAAAUGGUCGAAGAUUUACUCCAAGAACUGUACAAAUACAAAUGAGUACGAAGUAAACAAUUAAUGAAGCUGAAGUAACUACCAUGUAAACAACCCAAACUGUUGAAUCAAAGCCACGAUAGUUGAAACGGUUGCCUGGCGAGCGCUGCUGCCAUGAUUAAAAUUAAUCUAUCCUCUGAAAUCUUUACUGCCAAUUUUCAGGCUGAGCUGGCGCUCUCAAUUUAGUCGUUCAGAAGUCUCAGUGCAGUGGUCUGGGCCAGCCCUGGCGACCGGGCCAGCUCGCUCCAUGUACUUAGCCCUUGCCAAAAAGCAAGGGUUUAAAAGAGCAAAAAUAAUAACAAGCAAUUUUGAUCCUAAUUCAUAUUUUGAUGGCAUAAAACUAAAAAUGGACUAUUCAUAUCUGCAUCUGGUAUAUAUAUUUCCAAGCCUAGAAUCUUCGAUAUUUAAUCUGACAUUUGAGUGUCAGCUAGAAAGCUUAAGUGUGUCUUUAGAAUGUUUGCUCUUUUCAAGGCCACUUUUACAUGCUCGUAAACCUAUCACCUUUAGUCAAAAGUUACAACCUAAUGUGAGAGCAAACGACUAUCGAUAUCAUUCAAUUACUAUCGAACAAAACAGGUUCUCGGGUGUAAACACCCAUUUGCAACAUGUUCAGAUCAGAGGGUGACAGGCUUGAUAAUAUUUUAUUCUUUGGCAAUUUAAAAUCUUCUAGUUUUGUUAAACUAAAUACCAGCCAAUUUUCUGUUCGCUUACCGGAGCCACGAUGUCACAAUGAGAGAAAGCAGUAUCCAAAACGCGGAUUCAAAUGUAAAUAAUCGCACAGUGAAAAAAAUUGGAACAACGCUUAUUGAAACCCCCUCCUUCCAUCCUUGAAAAUUAUAUCAGCUGCUUAGAUGUUUAGAUCCUGUUGUCAUAUCCUUGCUACCUAAAUUCAUAUCUAACUCAGAUGUGAACAGGCAGCAGCAAAUUCUGCCAAUCACCUUACUGCUGUCAAACCAAAAAGCUUUCACGUGUGGCUUCUAGCCCCCUGGUAACAUAACGUCACGAGACAAUAGAAAAAUACAUGAAUAAUACAUAAAAGCUGGUGUUAUAAACCCCCGUGGCACGUCCUAAUAUGUAUAUCAAUACUAGCUUUUUCCAGCUUCUUUCCUUGGUCUUGUCUGCAGGUAAAUUGGUUCAUUACAUUUUACAGUACAAUGGUCGACCUGCCAGUAAUGUAAACAAUGAACAGUAAAGAUGUGAAAUUUCCAUUGCUUUGCGAAAUGAUUGGGCUAGCUUAAAGCAUCUUAAAGCGUUUUACGUCGACUAGAGACUAACGAAGAAUAGUUAUAGAUCACUCUUCACCAAUUGCUUGCCGCUGAAACAGGAGUCAACUCUGUCACAAUUCACUUUUAUAUAUGGUGAAACGAAGCUGCCAUCAUGGUUCUAAUCAUCCAUAAGUAAAAAGAAGGCUGCAACAGGCUUUUGUGCUGUCAGCGUCUUUCCUUAAAACGCAGAUGAUCAAAUUGACAGCGCAAGUAUGACUGAAGAGAGGUUUGGCAAUCUUCCUGUGGAGAAAACUAGCUAUCUGAGAUGAGGUCAUAGAGCGUGAACUCGCUUAACGGUGAAAGCCAGAAGAAAAUAGGAGGGUAAAAGCGGCUUGAACGAACUGCUUAAGGAGCUGGGGUCAAGCAAAACAGAGAAACAUCUCUCUAUGAAUAACUUAUUAUCUCUGAAUUAUUAAUGCAAAGUGAUAGACAGUGCAGAAGCCUUUCCGACAAGGUACUACCGACACAUCUAAAGGUUUUUUAUUCUUGAGAGCAACGUCGACAUAUUGAUAUAAAGACCUCUGUGAUGCGUGGAAACAGUUGAUUUGUCCAGUUGAUAGGUCUACGCACUACCAGUCGAAUACGUGACGAGAUAGAAAUCAGAGCAAAGCAAUGGUCAUCGAGGCUCUGCUAACAUUGCUCCUCUUUUUGUGCUGCCUUUUUUUAAGAGCUAAGCAUAACGAAAACAGCUCUUCAAAGCUGUACUGGAAGAAAAACAAACGGAACACUGCUAUACUGUCGUUAUGCGAGAAACUAAAAGCAGGAUAUCAACCAACACUCUGGGCGACGAAUUCACAUAUACAGACAAUUCUAGGAUGUUUGGGCCAUUUUUUCAACCACAGGUUUCAGUUCAAAACAGAAUAUAUACAGAUGAGAGAUGGUGGGACUAUCUCGCUUCAGUGGUAUGUUGAAUCAGAAGCACGGGACAUAAAAAGCGCUCGUUCCAACACAGACCCGAUAUUGAUCAUCAGUACAUGGGCUCUCGGGCCAGAUGUUUACUCUAUUUGUGAGGCUUCUUACAAAGAAGGAUUCCAACCGGUCGUCUAUAACAGUCGGGGCCACAAUGUACCCUUAACAACAAGGCAGUUUGCUGCAUUUCUGGAUGCUGACGAUUUCAAGGAGGCACUUGACUAUAUUCACAAUGUAAGUCCCUUUAGUGACUUGUUUGCCGUAGGGUACUCGCUCGGCGCCGGUCCCAUUUUCAGCUACUUGGGAAAGCGCGGAAAGUCUAGUCUAAUCACAGCAGCAGUAUUUGUGUCAUCAUCCCUAGAUCUGGAGAUGGUACUUACCUCUGGUCUCAAAAAGCCGUACAAAGAAGUUGUGAAUCAAUAUUACAAAAAGCUUGUUAGAGAGAGUACUUGCAUGCAUUUCCGCGAAAAGCAAGGCGAUCACGACACUGACGGUUCUUUGCAUGAUAUUCUCCAAUUGUCGCAUUGGGAUACGAGCCCAUACGACGGUUUCAGUGAGUGGAUGAAAAUAAACAAUCCAAUGACAUUCAUAAGGAACAUACGCACGCCAGCACUGUUUAUCAAUUCACUGGACGACCCGGUAUUAGAUGACAAGAUCCCGGCAUAUGUGGUCUUAAGAAAUAACCCAUACUGCCUGGAAGUGGUUACAGACACAGGAGGUCAUUGCGGCUUCUUAGAAGGGUUCUUCGCGUCCCCGUGGACGGAUUCAGUUGCACUCGAGUUCUGCAACGCCGUAGGAAGAUGUCGAAGCCUCAUAAUUUCACCAGUAAAGAAUGGCUUUACAAGGCUUAGAAGCGUCACUCGAUAGUUGUGAUUUAGAACUGUGGUAAUAAUUUAGAAACUCCUGAUCAAGGUCUAAUUAUUAGUUUAUUUAUAAUAUAUAGAAUUUUAAAUCAAAUGUCAAAGGUUGUUGGUGUCAUAGGGCACGUCGCUCUGAACCCUUUCUCUGUACUUAAAGGCUCUCGAUUAACCCAUACACAGAUCUAUGAGAGAUCAAUUGUUUACUCUAACCCAUGUAAGUAAGGGCAUAAUGUAGUCUUCUUUGAGGGGCAUAUUUAUGCGUGCAGAAUACAUCUGGUUGUUUAAACAUAGUUUAUCGAUUGUAAUUGUUAUCGUCUGUAUCUUAACUUUACCCUGGCUUUCUGUAAAAUGAAAUCCUUUUUCAUACUAGCUACAA
Rhopilema esculentum is the source of this 3585-nucleotide messenger RNA. RefSeq names its product protein ABHD15. Gene Ontology annotation, biological process: lipid metabolic process. NCBI's taxonomy places the organism in Eukaryota, Metazoa, Cnidaria, Scyphozoa, Rhizostomeae, Rhizostomatidae. Gene Ontology annotation, molecular function: monoacylglycerol lipase activity; short-chain carboxylesterase activity. The record is from RefSeq and is a predicted model, not a curated record.